This is a messenger RNA of Spirodela intermedia, 9678 nucleotides long. NCBI's taxonomy places the organism in Eukaryota, Viridiplantae, Streptophyta, Magnoliopsida, Alismatales, Araceae. The record is from the annotation of a GenBank genome assembly.
AUGAGUAGACAAACUACUCGUAGCAAAAAAAGGCAUAAGGCUGACGAUGGUGAUAAUACUCCUGGGAUACUGAGGUUAGUCACUUUUUUUCUUUAUUUUUUAUAUAUUAACUAAUAAUUGCACGUGUUUAUUCAUAGUUUUUUGUCUUUUUAGGAGGAUUCAUCUAUCUGGUGAGGUUACCCAUAAUGACAUUUGCCAACUCUAUUCAAUCAACAAACCUCUUUGUCAGGGUUGCCGUGUAAAUUCCAGGGACUCCCCAAACUGCUUCUGUGGCCUGGUUCCAUCCUCUAGUGGAGCUAGAAAAAGCGGCUUGUGGCAGAAGCUUUCAGAUCUUAUUUCUUCUGUUCUUGGUCCAGACCCAAAUGAGGAUCACCGCUUACCCAGAGAAAGACCUGCUGGACUGACUAAUGUUGGGGCAACUUGCUAUGCGAAUAGUAUACUUCAGUGUUUGUAUAUGAAUAUAUCUUUCAGAGCUGGUAUCUUCUCUGUUGAGUCAGAUCUCCUGAAUCAGCAUCCUGUUUUGGAUCAACUAGCACGUCUCUUUGCCCUACUCCAUUCCGGAGAAAAGGCUGUUAUUGACUCACUCCCAUUUGUUAAGACAUUGGAGUUGGACAAGGGUGCUCAGCAAGAUAGUCAUGAGUUUCUCACUUUAUUUCUUUCUUUACUGGAGCGGUCUCUAAGCCAUUCAGAAGUUUCUAAAGCAAGAACUCUUGUUCAAGAUCUAUUUCGUGGCAGUGUGUCACAUGUGACGCGGUAAGAGAUUCUUUUAAGCUUCUCACUUUAACAAGAAAUACAGCGUUUGGAAUACAUAUGGGUUUUUUAGUUUUGAUUGUUUCCGUUUUUUUUCAUUGUUUCCAUUUGCGUCUGUGGAAUGUUUACUUUAAUUAAUGGAAAAUCUCUUUUGUCUAACUAGUAACGAAAUCUUGUAUCCAUCUAUAUCAAUAUGUCUAAAGAAUCCCCGAAAUGCCUCAAAGGGCACCAGAUAUCCCCUUCUUAGUCCAGUCACCUGGGCAACUCGUCUGUAUUUGUGGUAGCUGCCUUUGUAAGGGAGAUGAUUGAGGUCCUCUCUUCUUCUGAACACUAAUAAUGCGUCAUUAUUAUGUUUUACCCUGGGUAAAGUAUCUGAUUGGUAGCUUUUGAAGAAUUCUCAAACCAGUCGCUUGAUGAAUAGUAAAAUUGCUCAGUUACUUUUGUUCUCAAUAUCAUCCUAGAGAGGUCCAUGAAAGAUGCUGAAUUUAGGAUAGGUUCUUAUCAAUUGCCAAAUUUGUUCUGGAAGGGUACAUGUACAGCCCCUCCAUCAAUAAAAUAUGAGGAUCUCUGUUUCUAUUAGUAAGGGAGCGUCCUAUCAUCAGAUCUUUUAGUACAACAAGGUUACUGGUGGGUGAGAGUGUCAAAUUUCCCAGCUCUUUCUUUCGCAGCGGAAUUCAUAUUAAAUUCGGUUUCUGUUGAUUUCUACUGAAUUUCAAAGUUACUUUUCAGAUAAUAAUAAGGCUGCUUAUGUUUGGGUUAUCUAUAUGUUGGGGAAUAAUUGGUCUAUAACACAUUUUCUUUUUCAAGGUGCUCAGUAUGUGGGAAAGAUUCUGAAGCUUCUUCAAAGAUGGAUGACUUCUACGGACUGGAGUUGAACAUUAAGGGAUUGGACAAUUUAAAUGCUAGUUUGGAUGAUUACCUUAGUGUAGAACAACUCUCUGGGGAAAAUCAAUAUUUCUGUCAGGCAUGUGGAAAAAGAGUUGACGCAACCCGUUGUAUUAAAUUGCAUGCACUCCCCCCUAUUCUUAUUUUUCAGCUCAAACGCUAUGACUUUCUUAUGGAGGUGAGUCACUCAGUAAUAUGAUAGCUGUUUCCUGUCUUAAACCCAUCAUGACUAUCUCUGCUUUAGUCAAUCACGAUAUUCAUCCACCCAUUCGUUUUUGCGCUUAUCUUCCUUUGAACAUACUUCUUUCUCCUCAGAUGACAAAAAAGAAGAAGAUUACCUCAUCCUUCAGUUUUCCCAGCCAACUAAAUAUGGGAAGAAGAUUGGAUGAUGUCCCUGAGCCGGAGCUGUUGUAUGACCUUUCAGCUGUACUGAUUCACAAGGGUGCUGCUGCCACUAGUGGGCAUUAUGUGGCACGUAUUAAGGAUGAAAACAGUGGGCAGUGGUGGGAAUUUGAUGAUGAGACUGUCCUCAAGUUGGGUCAUCAACCUUUUGGGGAGGCAUCAUCAAACUCGUCUGGCAAUGCUCAGCCAGCUGCGCAGUCUGAGGAGCUGCACCCUGCUUCAAAUGGAAACCAUAGUUCUGGUUUCAGUAAGUCACAACAUCAAGAGAUAUUUUCUCCGACUGAUGCCUAUAUGCUGAUCUAUAACUGCAUGGGUGCCCAGAAAUAUGUAAAGAGAUCUGAUAAAACUUUUGGGCCAGAUGCCAAAGAUGUAGAUAUGGUGGUUUCUACUAAUCUUAUUGAUCUUCCAAGUCAUCUUUCUGAAGAGGUUGAACAUUUUAAUCUACCUUUUGUCGAGGAUUGUAAUGAAUACAAGUCAAAGAAGGGUAUGCUGGUUGCUCACAUAACUGAGCGACGACAAGAAGUUAAGGCAAUUCUUUCUGAAGCCUCUGUUCAUUCAGUCGAAGACCCAUUUUUCUGGGUUUCAGUUGAUUGGCUUCGCCAGUGGGCUGAUAAUGUUGACCUUCCAUGGACUGGCAACACCAAUCUUCUGUGAGUAUCAGUUAUCCUACAUAACUCUAUACAUCCAUAAUUUGAGCACUUUGAUAUUUCUGUGCACAUCCAAAUCUACAUGUCCUCGUCUUUCUUGAGAUCAGUAGUUCUUUUAGAGAUUUCUGCAUGGUUAGUACUCUUAAAUUCCUUUUAACUUUGUCAUGUUGGACAGACGUCUUGACAACAGCAGAAUUCAGUGUUCACAUGGAAAAGUUGCUGUUGAUAAAGUUAGCUGCAUGAAGCGGAUGUCGACUGCUGCAUGGUCUAAACUGCUUUCCACGGUGAGAAAUAUGCCAGAGUUGUUUGGUGUACACUUGCAUCAUUUUUCUCUGUUUCAUUUCCUAAGUUUACUUUGUUUUAUUUCUCAGCUCUUUCAGAAGCCAUCGAUGUCAUACAUCAUAUAUGACGAGAAGAACAUGAAUCUCUGUAGAAUCCAGAUAGUGAAUUUAAUAAAAACUAUAAACGGUUCCUGCUUCCUCGCAUAGCUUUACAGAUCAUAUUCCUGUGUGGGGGAGAGACCACCAGUGUCAAUGCUGCUGUGAAUUUCGUUUUAUGUUUCAGCAUAGCCUCUUGAUCUUUUUUCUUUAUUCAUCCUUGAUCUUUCCUUCCAUAAUCAAUUUGAAUAUUUUAGAGUUUGUCCCUGUCGCAUCCCAAAUAGUUGUAUGUAAUGGUGUCCAUUUCUCCCACCCAUCUAUCUUCACGUGUCAUCCCCUAUCUUGUUUUGACUCAAAAACUCCAUAGAUUUCAGGAUAAUUCUACCAGUGUGGACAUCCAUUCAUUCCUCCAACUCAGCAUAGCAGCAGAAAGAAUUAUCACACAAUUUCUACCUCAUUCUCCAAUUAAAUGGCAGUGUGGAUCUUAUGUAAAACAGGUGGAUUUACUUAAACUGUGAGAGAAUCGGGGAUACAGAUGCCUCUGUCUACAAUCAUAAAGCUAGCUAAUUUGAAAAUUGAAACGCUGUAACCAUCUGUUAUGAAUUUUCUCCGACUUUUUGUCAAUCGCUAUUUGCCCGUACACCCUUUUGAAAGUAAGGAUUUGUGACGCAAUAAGGUUUCAAAAUGGUUUUCUCGUCUUCACUUUAUUCCUUUGAUACGUUUUGGACCCCGAAUUUCAUGUAUAUUUGUGCCUUAUCUUUGGAUUUUGUCUCCUGUCUCCUGUCUUAUUUCAUUCAAUGAUUUGAAUGUUUCUCAUUUUCAGUAUGGAGGUGGCCCAGCUUUGAGCAGUGAUGACUACUGCAUUGAGUGCCUUAAGGAAGAAGCCCUGAAUUUUGUUUCUGCCGAUGAUUAUCGAGAUCGAAGGGCUGCCAUGAAGCAAUUCGCAGAGGUGGCGCUUGCUGGAAAGAGUACUGAUGGAAAAUCGUAUUAUGUAUCAAGAACAUGGUAUUAUUCAUUUUUCCUCCUCGACUUUAUGCCAACUUUUGCAUUUUUUGCUAUCUGAGCAUUUUUAGUAUUUUAUUUGGUUAGACACUAUCCUUUCCUGCCAAUCCAUUAUAAGUUUGGAUCACAUUGUCUUAUUCUUAUGCUUUGACAUGUAACGGCAUGGCGGUAAUCGAAAUAUUUAUUUGAUCCAUGAAGGAUAUGAACCGAUAAUUGAAAUAAUUGAUGUCAGAUGUAAAACCAGGUUUAAAUUUGAUUGAAUUUUCCGACUUUGGCCUAGGCUGAUGUGUGAAUUGCUUGUUGACUAUCAUCUCAACGCUUGAACAUAUUGUACCUUGGCCAUAAAUUUCCAUGUAGAAUUCAUUUUAUUAUUCUUCAUUAAUUAGUUUUCACAGCUGGCAUCUAGCUAUAGUUUGAUCAUGCAAAAAAUUGAUUGAUGACCUCACUGCAUUUUUGGGAAGUACUAGCUGCUUUCACUUGUCGGAACAUCUAACACUUGAAUCGUUCUCUACAUCCAAAUAUUAGAGAUUGGAGGCUUAGAGUAUUCGGGAUCACCAAUAAAUAUGGGAAUCCUGUUGAUGGAACUGUGGUGGAGACAAAUUCCGAGAUGGAAGACGUAUUACCUUCCUCAUAACAAUAGGAAAAUCAGUAACGGAAAAGAUGACUGGACUGGUUCUACGUUUUUCUCUAUAUUUUUGGGCAUGCCUUGGCAAAAGCUUCAGUGCAUCCUCUAUUUAAAAUUUUUAAAUGACUCAUAUUGCUAUGAAUUCGUAAUCAUCAGCAUAGUAAAAUAAGUGGCAGUAAGUCGAUGAUAUUUAAGUUAUGGUUUCCUCUUUAACCAUAUUUCCUGAUGUCUCGGUGCCACAUUAAAAAAGUUGAUGAUCAACAUCUUAAGUUCGACGGUAGUUUGUCUAUAGUUGGGAAGAUAUUUAGCUUUCAUGCAUAAUCUGUAAAGUAUAUUAUUACAUUAAUUAGUUCUCAAUUAGUCACGUUCCUUAAUUGCAUUCAUCAGCAAAAUUACGUUCUUCAAAACCGAUUGUGUAAUUAUCAUUCCAAGAGCCAAAACUAAUGAAUCGAUACACUGGAUAAUAUGAUUCUGGCUGCUUACCUGCCAAAAUAUGCUGUAUGAUCUGACUAUUCGUCUCCAUGUUUCUCUAUUUUUUUUUUCUUUUCUACAUGGAAAUAUGUAACGACCCUGAACACACAGUGGAAGCGAGAACCGAAGAGAGAAUUAGGAAAAAGAAGGCGAUCUGGUGGAGUUAGUGGAUAGAAACCCUGAAAGGUACGAGGGUAUUCGAGAGACCCACAGCUCUCCAAAUCCAACCCUAAUCUUCCCAGGAUUCCCCGCCCUCUCACCCCCUUUCCCCAUUCACAUUAAGUGUCCAUGAUACCCUGACUGGAAGCUUCGCUAGUGGGUUAGGCCCCCUCCUUGGAACUGACCCUUUUUUUCGUACGGGAGUAAGUUAGGCCCAGUGGCCUAACAAACUAUCAUCAUGUUUACAGAACAUCAAGCUCUUCUCUAAAUACAUGAACAGAUCAUGCAUCACUUGCGCCUUUACCUUCCAAAACAUAUUAUUAGAUAUCUUGUGGCACAGUUAUUGUACGUUUUUCAUCCAGUUCGGAAAACAAUUAUGUUUUCUAUCCCCCCCAGAAUUUCAUUCUUUUCAGAUGAUGAUUUUGGCUCCCUUUUUUUCUGUGGAGUUUCCUUUUGAGCACACUAUCAUAUAUAUUUUUUUGUUUCUUUUUAGGUUGACUCAUUGGUUGCGUAGAAAAAAUGUUGAUAACCCAUGUGACGCUGAUGCUGGUCCUACAGCAUCUCUCAGAUGCUCCCAUGGUAAUUUACUGCCGGAACAAGCUCCUGGUGCAAAACGUGUCCAAGUUCCUGAGGGCCUCUGGCUAUUUCUUCUUGAAAGUGCUAAUGCUGUGAAACCUGAUGAUUUAUUGGGUUGCCAAGUGUUCCAUUCUGAUUCACAACCUUGUGAAACUUGCUACAAGGAAAUUUCCAAAGUUGCAUCCCUUGCGGGUAGCCUUAGGUACACACCAUAACACUUCUGUCUUCCUAUAUAAUGUGGUCUUGUCACUCGUUAUGUUUUUGUCAACAUUACAGAGAGUCAAAGCAUAAACAGCGACAGAGUCAUGAAAGAUUGUUUUCUGGGAAAAGCAUUAACCUUUACCCUGGUGGGAAGUACUUCUUGUUGCCAUCAUCGUGGCUCACAAAAUGGAGGGCUUAUAUCACAACAACAGGGAAAAAUAGUUCUUCAGUUGAGCCUGAAUGCUUGGAGGUCAUCGUCGAUUCACUAAAAUGCGAAAAGGUGAUAUCAAAAUGAUUUCUAAUGAUUUUCUUAGUUUCUUCACCCCACUUGUAUAUUUGUAAGGUCUCCUUCCCGCUGUCCUAAGGUUUUGUAAGAUGCUUUUCAUGGAGCGGAUGGCAUCGUGUAUGAUUGCACUGUCUCAAUUUCUCUGAAAAAAUACCUGUUUUGAAGAAUCGAUGACUUACGCCAAGAUCCAAUGUGGAUCGAGAUAUCGUGAUCACCAGAUCCUCCUUUAGUAAAAAAAAUGAUUUCCCUGCCUUUUUGUAGAUGAUGAUUUUUUUUUUGUAGCUACUCUCAUCUUAGGAUUCACAUUACUUAAUAUGCCAUAAAGGAUCAUGUUAUGGAUACGCUAUCAAACCUUGUGGUCACUUUUGAUCGACCAAUGCUAGUGCCAAGAUGCUUUAUAGUCUCUAUUUAUUCCAGAAGAUGGCAUUAUUGACUGUAUUAUGAGGAAUCUUGGUAGUGUCCGUGCAAAGAAACAAUAUCUCACAUGCAGGAAGUCUACUAUUCUAGGUCAUUUAUGCUAAAAUUUUCAUUUUCAAGGGUUUCUUUAUCCAAAUAUUCGAGGGACAACUUUGUGCCAUGCACCUGCUGCCUUAGAAUCAAAAAUCUUAGCGAUAAUUGUAAUCUCAAUAGCUAUGCAAAGGAGCUAAAACGAUUCUUCCCAGUUUCUAAUUCUGCACCUCCUGUGCUUCCAUGAUGGGGGCCUUUUGGCUAUUUUCUUACGCUAGCAUUGAUGCCUACUAUUGUCAAAUGCCUCGUCCUACCAUACCACUGUAUUAUGAAACCAUUUCUCCCUGUUCCUGGCUGUAUUUUCACUUCCUUGUUUUCUAUAAAAUUGGUUCAGUCAUUUCCAAUCGCAACCCUUCUUUUGUCCUCGACUUCCACAUCCAUUAACCAUUGUUAGUCUUAGAUGAUAAUGCCACCUUAGGCUAUCAUUGGCGUCUUGUCUUUGUAUUUUUCCUCAAUUGAGAUCGUCCUCUACAUCGCCCUACGUUGCCAUCCGAGAUGAGCUUAUAAUGUUUAAGUCUCAUCUUCUCUCGGAUUAUCUUUGGUACUCCAAAUAUGGGUAAAUUUGAGAUUGGUAGGUAGUCAGUUCUAACGUACUAAGGUCUGGCUUUCCAUCAGAGCGAAGAAGCUUGCCUUUCCAUCCUGUCAACUCUUCUUUCACGCCUUUUUACUAUCGAAUGUUAGCUUUAAAAGUCCUAUAUUUCCUUGCUAAUAAUUCUUAUCUUUCUGUAUAUCAGCAUGGUCGACUGCUAGAAAGGCCUCUCGGGCUUGUUUGCAAGCGUGGUCUGAUCACACAAAAGUUGUCAAACGUAAGUGAAUUCAGUUCUAAUUCCUCCUUGCCUUUUUUGUUUUUCCCUUUUUGUUCGUAUUUUAAAAUUUGUUAAAAGCCUAUAUAAAUGAUUACCAGAAUUUCUGGUCAUGUUUAUAGUUGUGUCUGGUGGAUUUUUUUUGUCAAACUGGGGCAACGUAUUUUCCAUUACCAAGACAUGUAAUGGGAUAGGGUAUUUUCCCUAUGAAAUGCAUAUAAUGGGCCCUGUGAUGUGGCUUUUAUCUCGCAUCCCCUUUCUCUCACGGUUCGAUAGUAAAAAAAAAUUCUUUACUUUCAUUCUUUUUUCCUAAAUUAAUGCGUUCUUUAUCUUCUAUUCAUGCUUAUACCUCUUGCUGUCGCAAUCUUGUUUGCACUUGCUCUUAACCUGUGUAAUGUCUAAAACUUUCAAAUGAUACUGUUAUUAAUUUUCUAUUCCAGUUUCUAUUAUCUUUAUGUAUCCAUUUUUGCUUGUGUAAUAUUUCAGGUCGAUGGGUUAACGAUAAUUCCAGAGAGUGAUUGGAAGCGUUUCUGUAUAGAAUGGGAAGCGAUCGAGGAGAAAGGCAUUUCUGCUGAAAUUCUUCGCAUCAAUAAUAAAGUAGCUGGAUCUUGUGAAGGGAUCCCAAUGUCAGAGGAUAAUUUAAAUUUAUCAAAUGAUGAAGUAUCUUGUGAGCUAGAGUCUAAGGAUCUUAUUAUCAAGACUGAUCCAGAAGUAAGGCCAAGGAGAUACAUAAUUUACAAGUUAACAUUUGCAAAGUGUGAACUCCCUAUUUUUUCCCUAUAAAGUUCACUAAGGCCUUUUAUUUCAUGCAUACAUCCUUCCAUUCCCUUUCAUUCCUUAAUUGAGUUCAUAUCAUACCAUGCGUAUUCAAAAGUGACUGCAAGCUUUGUGAUCAACAGCCAUUGCCUUUCUGAGUUAUAGGAUGCCUUCACGAGCUUAUUUAGUAUCUUCAUAUGCUUUCUAGAUUUGUGAGGAAUGUAUUGGGGAAAGAGAUAGCUGUGAGCUGAUGCGCAAGCUUAACUAUUCCGAUGAGGAAAUCAGUGUGCAUCUAAUUCGGGGCAAAGAAGUUCCAAGAUCACUUUUGGAAGCUUCUACAAACAUCUCUGAGCCAGAUCGUCGAACUUCCAAGCGUUCACGGAGAACAUCAUCUGGCAAAAUUUGUAAUUUGAGAGUAUCAGGCACGACAUCAGUAUAUCAGUUGAAGAUGAUGAUUUGGGAAUACUUUGGGGUAUGAAUAUAUCACAGAAUAUGAUUUACAUUUUUAUGGUGUAAAAUUACCUGGAGACAUUGGAUUACUAACGUUACACGCCAGUUAUUGUUUUGAUAUUUUUCCUGUCUCUAUAUAAUCGGAAAUGAACGUUUUCAAAAUAAUGCUUUCAAACAUCUUUUCAAACUUUUUUAUUGGUGCAUCUCCUUCAAGCCAUUUGUCCUCCAAAUUUUUCAGUCGUAUAUCAUUCCCGCUUUAAAAUUUGCUGAAAUCAUUGGGAUGUCCGCAACCUGCCGUAGUGUUUUUCCUAAAGGAAGGAAGAAAGGAUAUCUAAUUGAGGCCGUAGUCUCUAGUUUUUAUGUUAAUGUAACCUUUUUGGAAAAGUAUCGGUUAUGACAUUUUUAUGGGUGGAAAACGCCCUAAAUUUAUCUUCUUGAAACGUGCAACAGGUAGUGAAGGAAAACCAGAAACUUCACAAAGGUUCUCUGGAAAUUGAAGGUGACUCUGCUACUCUAGCUGACAAGAAUAUUUUUCCUGGAGAUGUUCUGUGGGUCACUGACUCCGAGAUUCAUGAGAACCGCGAUAUAGCCGGUAUGGAAGAACCACUCAUGAACUCUCUUUUUUGAGACCAUUGAUCCAUUCAUGUAUAAAAUGCCCAUUUCUUUGCUACUUCUAGAUGAGCUUUCGGAGCAGAAGGUUGAGUCCCAUCAAACGGAAGAAGGGUUUCGUGGGACCCUUUUGUUGUCAGAUGUUUCCAUUCAGGUACUGCUAGUGAUAUAA